AUGGACAUAGUACUCUCUCCAGCUGAGCACUUGUGCUACGUGCGUUGCACCUACUGCAACACUGUUCUUGCGGUUGGGGUUCCAUGCAAGAGGAUGAUGGACACAAUGACUGUGAAGUGUGGCCACUGCAACCAUCUCUCCUUUCUUAGCCCCAGACCCAUCACGCGACACUUAAGUCUCACUGAACAUUCAAUGAGCCAGCUUCAGGGGCCUUGCUCUGAUUGCCUGAGGGUUUCACUGGCGCCGGCGUGGUUCUCCGGUGAACCAAUGAUCCAAAAGCCACCCUUUGUUGUGAAACCUCCUGAGAAGAAACACAGGAUGCCUUCUGCUUACAAUCGCUUCAUGAAGAAACUGUUUAUGUGCCAUGAAAGGGAGGAAAUUCAGAGAAUCAAAGCCAUUCGACCCGAUAUUCCGCACCGAGAAGCCUUCAGCAUGGCGGCAAAGAAUUGGGCCAAGUGCGAUCCUCCCUGCUCAACAAUAUCUUCUACCUCUGAGAGCAAGAAGCUAGCUCCCAUUUCAGAACUGAAAAGAAACAACAGUGACUAUACCAGAACGGAGAGCUCCAAAGUUCACAAUCACAUAGAAAAGAAGGACUAGGUUCCAAUCCACAUCUACAUGGAGCUAGCUAGGU
Messenger RNA from Zingiber officinale, 631 nucleotides. RefSeq names its product protein DROOPING LEAF-like. Gene Ontology annotation, cellular component: nucleus. The record is from RefSeq and is a predicted model, not a curated record. NCBI's taxonomy places the organism in Eukaryota, Viridiplantae, Streptophyta, Magnoliopsida, Zingiberales, Zingiberaceae. The coding region runs from base 1 to 597 and encodes 198 amino acids. Gene Ontology annotation, biological process: floral meristem determinacy; cell fate commitment; style development. The transcript has 7 exons.